Messenger RNA from Colletotrichum truncatum, 225 nucleotides. RefSeq lists its product as uncharacterized. NCBI's taxonomy places the organism in Eukaryota, Fungi, Ascomycota, Sordariomycetes, Glomerellales, Glomerellaceae. The record is from RefSeq and is a predicted model, not a curated record.
AUGGCCGACAAGGUUAAGGAACUCGUUAACAACAUCACCAAGGGCGAUAACUCCGACAAGGAGAAGCAAUUUAGCACCCAGCCCAUCGAGGAGGGCAAGAACAUUGACCCCAAGUUCGCAGCCCAUCAGGCGCACCCCGGCCCUGCGGUUCCCAAGGAUUUCAACGCCCAGGAAGAGGGCACCAAGGAGGAGCGUCGGGCCAAGGCGGAGGCUCUGAACAAGUAA